AUGGAUCAUAUUGAAGCGCAUCUCCAUCACACUCACGUGGAGCCCAUCAGCUUUGGGAUCGACCACAUCCUCAACAAUGUGGAUCAGAGCUGCAUGCUCGGCGGUAGGAUGCCCGAGUCGGACUAUGGACUCGGCUGCGUUGUCAGCACUGCCUACAACACCAUGACCGGUAACUUCACCGGCAACAACUCUGGAUAUAACAGCAACGCAUAUGGGGUAGCCAAUCUGAGCGGCACCUAUAACAUGAACAUGGGGAUGAACGUCAGUGGGAAUAACGUUAACGCGGCUGGAGUCAUCCGUGUGCCUGCGCACCGGCCUCUGAACAGUGGACACUCGUCCAUCCCCGGUGGUAUGUCCACCAUGCCAGGCUCGAUUAACAACCUGACGGAAUUUACCUUCCCCUGGAUGGAGAGCAACAGAAGAUACACCAAAGACAGGUUCACAGGUAGACCACCGCUAAUGCACAUAAAAUGUGGUUGGUUGUCUGGGAAUUAAAUAGCAAUAUGCAUGGCGUUGCCAUGUUUAUCAUGAGACAAUCCCUGUCAUGCUAUUUGUUUCUGAUGUUUGUCCUUGAAUGCACGUAGCCUAGUUAUUAUGAAGUUGGCAUUCUAGUUUGCUAACAGUUUUUAUAGACAAUUUUAGUUAUACAGAGACCCUAAUAAGAGCCCUGUCUGAUAUAAGCUAAACAUUGUCUAUCAAAGCCUAUGUGUCUACAAAAGUAUAGGUAAUACCACCAUCUGUUCUAGCGUCCAUGUUUAAAUGAAAAUAUCCUCAAACCAACAUUUUAAAAGUUAACUUCAAGCCUACACUCUUAGAAAAAAAGGUUCUGGAUCCAAAAGGGGUUCUAUGCUUCAUAUAUGGAACCGCUUAAAGUUCUAUAUAGAACCGAAAUUGUUUCCAUAUAGAACCCUAUAUGGAACCCAAGGGUUAUAUAAGGAACCAAUUAUCAAAUCAAAGUUUAUUGGUUGUGUACACAGAUUUGCAUAUGUCAUCGAAGGUGUAGCCAAAUGCUUGUGUUUCUAGCUCCAACAGUGCAGUAAUACCUAGCAAUAAUAAUGCAAAAACAAUACACAGAUUUUGGUUUUGAAGAAGAACUCCUGGGUUUUUGAUCAAAUAACCCUACAAAAGGUUCUAUAUAGAACAUUUAGGGGUGCCAUAUAUGAAGCAAGCAAUAAAACCAUUUUUGGUUCUAUACAGAACCUUUUUUUCUAAGAGAGUGGGAUGGUUUUAAUUAUUAGUUUUUUUACUAAAGUUUUUUCCUCCCACUUAUAUCAUUCAGGCCUGCACGUAUCAGAGUAGACUGUUAACAAUAGGAUGUUUGGUCUAGGAAUUUGACAUUUCAUAUUGAAUUCGCACUUCUUUGUGUCAAGUUCCGGCAUUUGAACCCUUUAAUUUUCCCUGCGAGCUAUAGAUCUCCCCUCUCAGUCUGACGUUGCUUGAACUUGCUUCGCUGCUAUGUUGCUGCUCUCUUUCUGAUUUUGCUGCUUGCUUUUGCCCCUAUCUAUCCGUCUCCCAAUCCAGUGGCGCUUUCACCCCUCACUGUAACACGCCGUGUAGGUCACCCGUACCAGAACCGAACGCCCCCUAAGAAGAAAAAGCCCCGGACGUCUUUUACCCGCCUGCAGAUCUGCGAGUUGGAGAAACGCUUUCACCGACAGAAGUACCUGGCUUCCGCAGAGCGCGCGGCUUUGGCUAAGGCCCUCAAGAUGACUGACGCGCAAGUCAAAACAUGGUUCCAGAACAGAAGAACAAAAUGGAGGUGAGAUUACUGAUGAUUAUCUGUAUAGCCUACAUUUAACGUAGCCUAUAAGGUGUACUCUCCAGCGCGGAAUGUCAUAGUUUGUUUGUGUGUGUGUGUGUGUGUGUGUGUGUGUGUGUGUGUGUGUGUGUGUGCGCGCUUGCGCGCGCGUGUGUGUGUGUUUUAGCUCUGUUGGUGAUUUUAUGUAUAGCAUGGGCUAUUUAUUUACACUCCAAGAAGGCUACAAACCCAACAAAAAUAGCAAUAGGCCAACACAUUUGGGUGAUAUUUUACAAAUAUUAACUCUAAUAUAAUAACGCAUAGAAAAUGAUGUCUUUAUGUAUUAUAUGCCAUGAAUUAAUUGUGUGCAUUUGAUAAAAAUAUGUACAUAAAUCCAAUGGCCCCACUUCUACGUCUACCCCAGGUCGUAAAUAGUAUUUUAUUAUUGACGUUUUCGGUUCUAAACCUUUGCAUUCAGUUAAUUAAUAUUGUCUUGCAACAGUCAAGGAAAAUACAAAGUGAGUCUUAUAAUGAGUUACAUUCUGUGGCAACUUACUAUAUCCUAUCCCACAAAAGUAGGAUAAUGAUUUCCCUUAGCAUAUGACUACUCUUGUAAAAGUGAAAAGUUUUUUUCAUCUUAUGAAAUAAUGUUAUUUCAGACAAAAAUAAUGUGUUCUAAGGUCUUUAUUAAAUAUAUUUUCAGGUGAAACAUAUCGUGGGUAAUAGUGGAAGGCCUAUUUGUCCACGUCUUUUACGCAUUAAUAUAGAAGUUAUUUUCAGUAGCCUAUCUACUGAAGCAGUUAAAUACAUCUCUGGAGAUUGGAUUUUAGAAAAUUAAAAAAUAACAAAACAAUCAACGAUUAAAUAUGAUGUUAUAUAGCCUAGCCCUAAGAAUAAGUAUGAAGUCAAUGGGAGAACAUAACAGCAAAAUCUAAAGAAAGAUUUAGGCCAUCAGACGAAGACAAAUUAAUUGCCAAAACUUUAUUUAUUGCCACAUAAGCUAUUGUUGGCUGAGAAAAAUGUCGAACUUUGUGGGAAAUUUGCAUUUGGAUAUCAGCUUUUAGCCAACAGGUUAAUAAUGCUUAAGCAAGCAAUUUAGCCUACAGGCUAAUUUUGUCAAACAAUGUGUUAAAAUCUAGGCUAAUCAUGCUUGAUUAAACGUGUUUAAAUUAAUCCAGAAGACAUUCACUUUGUGUCAAAAUGUGAUGUAGGCCUCUAGGCCUGUACGUAUAUGACGCAGCCUGUUUGGAUAUAAUUUCCCUCUGACGCCUCAGUGUCUCUCUUGUGUCUCCGGUGUUCUAGACGCCAGACAGCGGAGGAGAGAGAAACAGAGCGACAGCAGGCCAAUCGGAUCCUCAUGCAACUCCAACAGGAGGCUUUUCAGAAAACGAUAAACCAACCGGCAAACCCGGACCCGCUCUGCCUACAUAACAGCUCCUUGUUUGCGCUUCAGAACCUCCAGCCGUGGACUGAAAACACCGCCAAAAUCAGCAGCGUGUCCGCCUGCGAAUAA
Molecule: messenger RNA, 3251 nt
Organism: Coregonus sp. 'balchen'
Lineage: Eukaryota; Metazoa; Chordata; Actinopteri; Salmoniformes; Salmonidae
Source: the annotation of a GenBank genome assembly